AGCCCCUAACCCAACUGACGCUGGCAAGGCUGCUAACAGUGUCAUCUGCGCUUUAUCUCGCUGCUCCGGCUGCCCUAAGGCAAAGUUGCAUAGCUUUACAUCUUUCUUCCCCCUCCACCUCCCUCAGCCUCAGGAGCGUCCCGCCGCCCCGCAGCACUCUCCUGGAGCUGCGCCCUAGUGCCCCUGCUGGGCAGUGGCCUUUUCCCCUCAUCCUCCCGCGUCCUGCCCUUGCUGCUCCCGGCAGACGAGAUGCUGAAGAUGCUCUCCUUUAAGCUGCUACUGUUAGCCGUGGCUCUGGGCUUCUUUGAAGGAGACGCCAAGUUUGGGGAAAGGAGCGAAGGGAGCGGAGCGAGGAGGAGAAGGUGCCUGAACGGGAACCCCCCAAAGCGCCUGAAAAGGAGAGACAGGCGGAUGAUGUCCCAGUUGGAGCUGCUGAGUGGAGAGAUCCUGUGUGGUGGCUUCUACCCACGAGUAUCCUGCUGCCUGCAGAGUGACAGCCCUGGACUGGGGCGUCUGGAGAACAAGCUCUUCUCUGCCACCAACAACACAGAGUGUGGCAUGUUACUGGCAGAGAUCAAAUGCGCGCCUUGCUCUCCACAUUCCCGGAGUCUGUUCGGCUCACCUCAGAGAGAUGUCCUGGAUGGGGACCUAGAGCUUCCGCUCCUCUGCAAGGACUAUUGCAAGGAACUGUUUUAUACCUGUCGCGGCCAUAUUCCAGGCCUUCUCCAAACAACUGCUGAUGAGUUCUGUUUUUACUAUGCGAGAAAAGACGGUGGGCUGUGUUUUCCCGAUUUCCCGAGAAAGCAAGUCAGAGGACCAGCAUCUAACUACUUGGAUCAGAUGGAAGAUUAUGAGAAAGUGGAGGAGAUCAGCAGAAAACACAAACACAACUGCUUCUGUGUCCAAGAGGUUGCCAGUGGGCUGCGGCAGCCUGUGAGCGCUGUGCACAGCGGGGACGGCUCCCAUCGCCUCUUCAUUCUAGAAAAGGAAGGCUAUGUGAAGAUCCUAACCCCAGAGGGAGAAAUUUUCAAGGAGCCUUACUUGGACAUUCACAAACUUGUUCAAAGCGGAAUAAAGGGAGGAGAUGAAAGGGGCCUGCUGAGCCUUGCAUUCCAUCCCAAUUACAAGAAAAAUGGAAAGCUGUAUGUGUCUUAUACCACCAACCAAGAGCGGUGGGCCAUCGGGCCUCAUGACCACAUUCUUAGGGUGGUAGAAUAUACAGUGUCCAGGAAAAAUCCCCAUCAAGUUGAUGUGAGAACAGCCAGGGUGUUCCUGGAAGUUGCUGAGCUCCACCGAAAGCAUCUUGGAGGACAGCUUCUUUUUGGUCCCGAUGGCUUUCUGUACAUCAUCCUUGGGGAUGGCAUGAUCACACUGGAUGACAUGGAGGAAAUGGAUGGGUUAAGUGACUUCACAGGCUCUGUGCUGAGGCUGGACGUGGACACCGAUAUGUGCAGUGUGCCUUAUUCCAUACCGCGGAGUAACCCCCACUUCAACAGCACCAACCAACCCCCAGAAGUAUUUGCCCAUGGCCUCCAUGAUCCAGGCAGAUGUGCCGUGGAUCGACAUCCCACUGAUCUAAACAUCAAUUUAACAAUACUUUGCUCAGAUUCCAAUGGAAAAAACAGACCAUCAGCCAGAAUUCUACAGAUAGUUGAAGGAAAAGACUAUGAAAGUGAGCCAUCACUUUUAGAGUUCAAGCCAUUCAGUAACGGCCCUUUGGUGGGUGGAUUCAUUUACAGAGGCUGCCAGUCUGAACGGUUGUACGGAAGCUAUGUGUUUGGAGAUCGCAAUGGGAAUUUCCUAACCCUCCAGCAAAGUCCAGUGACCAAGCAAUGGCAAGAGAAGCCACUCUGUCUGGGCACCAGCGGUUCCUGUCGAGGAUACUUCUCGGGCCAUGUCUUGGGAUUUGGAGAGGAUGAAUUAGGAGAAGUUUACAUUUUGUCGAGCAGUAAGAGCAUGACUCAGACUCACAGUGGAAAACUCUACAAGAUUGUGGACCCAAAAAGGCCUUUAAUGCCUGAGGAAUGCAGGGUUCCAGUUCAACCUGCACAGACCCUGACCUCGGAGUGCUCCCGGCUCUGUCGGAAUGGCUACUACACCCCCACAGGCAAAUGCUGCUGCAGUCCCGGCUGGGAAGGACACUUCUGCAGAAUUGCCAAAUGUGAGCCACCGUGCCGUCACGGAGGUGUCUGUGUCAGACCGAACAAGUGCCUCUGUAAAAAAGGCUACCUCGGUCCUCAGUGUGAACAAGUGGACCGAAGCAUGCGCAGAGUGACCAGGGCAGGUAUUCUUGACCAGAUCAUUGACAUGACGUCUUAUUUGCUGGAUCUCACAAGUUACAUUGUAUAGUGUCCGGGACCGUUUGAAUAUUUCCUUCCGGUGGGCAUUUAUUUUGAUCUUUAUCAUUAAAGAGAGAGACUGUCCUCCUGCUACACACUCCUGUGAUUUCAUUUUCUUUUAGUAAUUUAAAAAGCAGUUUCCAGAAACGUGCAGAUCUCAGUGCGUAUGUGGGCAUGUUUUUUCACAUGCACAUACGUGUCCACACCUGCACUCACAGCCCCUAAUCUCGAGGUUGUAU
Acomys russatus (golden spiny mouse) is the source of this 2578-nucleotide messenger RNA. RefSeq names its product hedgehog interacting protein (gene Hhip). Bases 250 to 2349 code for a protein of 699 amino acids. The transcript is spliced from 13 exons. The record is from RefSeq and is a predicted model, not a curated record. Lineage: Eukaryota; Metazoa; Chordata; Mammalia; Rodentia; Muridae.